Aspergillus nidulans FGSC A4 is the source of this 1503-nucleotide messenger RNA. RefSeq lists its product as uncharacterized. The record is from RefSeq and is a predicted model, not a curated record. The transcript is spliced from 6 exons. Bases 1 to 1503 code for a protein of 500 amino acids. NCBI's taxonomy places the organism in Eukaryota, Fungi, Ascomycota, Eurotiomycetes, Eurotiales, Aspergillaceae.
AUGUCCCCAGUACUCUUCGCAUUCGGCUCCAACGGUUCAGGCCAACUGGGCAUUGGGCACGUGGAGGACGUCUCCACGCCGGAGAGAUGCAUUUUUAAAGAUGACUUCUCCUGUCAAAGCUUGGAUUCUGGGCCACCGAAGAAGAAAAUUAGCGAUAAUGUCUCUCGGAUAGUAGCGGGUGGAAAUCACACCCUUGUCCUUUUAGACGAUGGGCGGGUCUACAUUGCGGGAGGCAGAGAAUCUGUAUUCAAGCGGGUUUUUGUCAGCGACCCAGAAACAGGGACCGAGUAUGGGCUCUUUAAGAGUGUGGCCGCGACGUGGGAAGCGAGUGUCUUGGUUGUCUCUACUGCCAAAGAAAGUCAGGACAGUCGUGGUGACGCGGUCUUUGUCCUUGGAUCUGGGUCCAAGGGGGAACUUGGACUCGGUGCUGAGGUGACAGAGGCUCAGACUACUGGAGCCAGGGUCCCUAAGUUUCCGCCACGGAAUGUGGAAGUUCUGUCGGUUGCAGGCGGAAUGGGGCACACCGUUGCUGUUUGUUCUGAUGGAUCAGUGUAUGGAUGGGGCGCUGCAAGGAAGGGACAGCUCGGCGCUCAAUUAAUCAGUGAGAAGAUUGUAUGGGAGCCGAGACAGAUUGAUCUGGAAGGUAUAAGCGUAAAUUUUGCUGUCUCUGACGCCGUCUGUGGACGAGAGUUUACAGUCUUAUGCGGUGAUAAGGAUAAGGGGGAGUUUGCUGUUCUCGGACCUGGCUCUGGAUCUCCGGGAGAGAAGGAUAAGUGGAGCAUCCAAACAGGGAUCCCGGCGCUCGAAAGUGUUAAGGGGUAUUUGCGUAUACAUGCUAGCUGGCAUGGUGUCUAUGUACAUCAAAAAGACCAGUCUAUCUGUGCCUGGGGACGCAAUGACCGCGGUUCGGCUCGAUAUCUCGCAAAAGCGGACCCAGGCUCUCAGGAUUGCCCUGCUGCUGUUAGAAGAACACUGCUAAUGAAGGCGAAAGAUGGAUCAUACUGGAUCAGCAGUUGCAUCCCAGCCGAGCAUAUCCUCCGCCUCGGCCUCCUCGUCCUCAGCGACAUCCCACUGCCUAUCAUCAUCCGUCGGUACAAAAAGACUAUCAAAUUUGGUGGACGGCGCCUGUUGCGUCGCAACUGUAGCCUGUGUAUCUUGUUGCGUGCCUCGCGUGGAUGUCCCUUCGUACGCGAGCUGCAGAGGUCGGCAUGGACGGGUGUAUCGCGCGGUUAUCAGGACUCUGGCCGUCUCGGCGCUGAUGGCGAUGUGGACGCCGUCGUCGGCAAGAUAUCCAACUGCUCCGCCGAAGGACUGAAAUGCACGGCUAUCUCUUUUAGGAAGGCCGGCUCAACGGUCCAUUCAUUAGUAGAUUGUGACCGGUCAAAGAUGGCAUGUUGGACUGUCGUUGACUCUCACGUCUGGAUCUUCACGAACCUCAAACUCGCAGCGUUCAACUGCAGUAUCUUUAUCUCGUCGAUUUGUCCUCCCGGCGAAGACGGAUAG